Messenger RNA from Pseudovirgaria hyperparasitica, 297 nucleotides. RefSeq lists its product as uncharacterized. Lineage: Eukaryota; Fungi; Ascomycota; Dothideomycetes; Acrospermales; Acrospermaceae. The transcript is spliced from 3 exons. Gene Ontology annotation, cellular component: mitochondrion. Gene Ontology annotation, biological process: mitochondrial respiratory chain complex I assembly. Bases 55 to 231 code for a protein of 58 amino acids. The record is from RefSeq and is a predicted model, not a curated record.
AUCAUGACUUCAUCUUCGCUUUGAACAAGAACCACCUCAUUUGAGCAUUCAAGUAUGCCUGGACGCACAAGGCCAGUCGACAGACUGGCAUCCGCGUCUGUCAAAUGUGCCAAAGAGGGCGCUGCGUACGGCAAAUGUAUUACCGCAGACUACAAGAACAUACACAAGGAUAAAUGUCUCACGGAAUUUUUGAAAUUGAAGCAAUGCUACACGGCUGCAUUAAAAAGAUGAACUAUUGCCUAGGUUUCGGGGCAAAUGGUCUACAUGGCAUGGCGUUGAUCUUUCAAUCUAGGUGUC